This is a messenger RNA of Boleophthalmus pectinirostris (great blue-spotted mudskipper), 5643 nucleotides long. RefSeq names its product solute carrier family 4 member 10b (gene slc4a10b). Bases 93 to 4787 code for a protein of 1564 amino acids. Gene Ontology annotation, cellular component: plasma membrane; nucleus; basolateral plasma membrane. The transcript has 33 exons. Gene Ontology annotation, molecular function: sodium:bicarbonate symporter activity; monoatomic anion transmembrane transporter activity; DNA-binding transcription factor activity. The record is from RefSeq and is a predicted model, not a curated record. Gene Ontology annotation, biological process: transmembrane transport; bicarbonate transport; monoatomic anion transport. Lineage: Eukaryota; Metazoa; Chordata; Actinopteri; Gobiiformes; Gobiidae.
UCUCCUCCGCGCAGGGGCUCGUGCCGGGGAAAGCACAGGUUUAUCUGUGCAACAGGGCCCUGUGGCUCAAGUUCCACAGGCACCAGACCGAGAUGAUUAUCACCAAGCAGGGCCGACGAAUGUUUCCAUUUCUGAGCUUUAACAUCUCCGGCCUGGACCCGACCGCUCACUACAACAUCUUUGUGGACGUGAUUCUGGCGGAUCCGAAUCACUGGCGCUUUCAGGGAGGAAAGUGGGUUCCUUGCGGGAAAGCAGACACGAAUGUUAUCGGAAACAGGGUUUACAUGCACCCGGACUCACCAAACACCGGCGCUCACUGGAUGCGUCAGGAAAUAUCUUUUGGAAAACUGAAGCUCACCAAUAACAAAGGCGCUUCAAACAACACAGGCCAGAUGGUGGUGCUCCAGUCCCUGCACAAGUACCAGCCGCGGCUGCACGUGGUAGAAGUGAACGAGGACGGCACGGAGGACACGAGCCAGCCAGGGCGCGUGCAGACGUUUACCUUCACGGAGACGCAGUUCAUCGCUGUGACGGCGUACCAAAACACAGACAUCACACAACUAAAAAUUGACCACAAUCCGUUUGCCAAAGGAUUUCGGGACAACUAUGACACGGUGUACACAGGCUGCGACAUCGACCGCCUCACUCCGUCUCCGGGUGACUCUCCGCGUUCACAGAUCGUGCCGGGCGCGAGAUACGCCAUGCCCAGCUCCUUCCUGCAGGACCAGUUUGUCAGCACUUAUGCCAAAUCUCGUUUUCACCCUGGCGUGGGGGCCGGGCCUGGCACGGAGCGCAGCGUCCCACUCGGCAACAGCUUGCUGUCCCCGCAGCAAAGCGAAGAGCCCCCUGUUGCCACCCCCCCGCAGCGCUGGUUUGUCACCCCUGCCAACAACCGACUGGACUUCGGUGCCUCGGCAUACGACGCGGCGGAUUUUGCCGGUAACGCGGCCACCUUACUGUCGUACGCCGCGGCCGGAGUGAAGGCCCUCCCGCUGCCCACCGCGGGCUGCUCCAACCGGCCUCUGGGUUAUUACGCGGAUCCUUCGGGAUGGGGAGGACGCACUCCGCCACAGUACAAGACCGGCUCCGUCUUCUCUUGUUGGCCGGCGAAUUCUCUGAGCAGAGGGGUCAAUUACCUGUCCGAGGAAGGCGCGGACUCAGUGGCCACAGAGAGAUCUCCCAUAGGAGCCUCCGAGGAACCCAAACCCAAAGACAUGUCUGAGUCCAGCUGGAUAGAGACGCCCUCCUCCAUUAAGUCCAUGGACUCCAGUGAUUCUGGGAUCUUUGAACAGGCCAAGAGACGGAGGAUCUCCCCCUCUGCCACCCCUGUGCCAGAGACAGUGUCCCCACUCAAGUCUGAGUGCGACAAAACCUGUACAAAGGACAUUGGCUACUACAGCUUUUACCCCCACAGCUCCCAGUUUAAGAUUUCCCAGUUUAUAUCUAUGAUAACACCUGGAAGACUGAGACAUGAGGAAACCGGCACAGAGGCCACCUCCCACGUCAGCCUCACUGAGGAGGUGCCCUCUGCCUGGGCGUACAGUGGGAAGAACCCUUCUGGGCUAACUCACACGCUCUGUAGGGGAACGCUGAUGUAUUCCAACAAACUGGAGGUCCCUUGGGGUUACAGCCAUCAGCGAAGUGACGAUGAAGCAGUGGUGGACCAUGGAGGGACCAGAUCACAACAAGGGACCAACUUUGAGCAGGAGGAUCUUGAUGGACACAGGACGCUGUACAUCGGCGUGCACGUUCCCCUGGGCAGCACCAGACAGAGGAGUCACCGCAGACACCGUCACCAUGGCAGCAGGCACCACAAGAGACGCAGCAUGGAGCGCGCCCCCACCCUGGUCGAGGGACGCGAGUCUCCUGUUUAUGACACCCCCUCACAGAGAGUGCAGUUCCUUUUGGGGGUGGAGGAUGAGGACGAGGAGCACACACCGCACGAUAUAUUUACAGAGAUGGAUGAGAUCUGCGUAAAGGACGGAGAAGAUGGAGACUGGAGAGAGAGCGCCCGGUGGCUCAAAUUCGAGGAGGAUGUGGAGGAUGGAGGGGAGCGCUGGAGUAAGCCCUACGUGGCCACUCUGUCCCUGCACAGUCUGUUCGAGCUCCGCAGUUGUAUCAUCAAUGGCACUGUGCUGCUGGACAUGAGGGCUGGGACCAUUGAAGAGAUAGCAGAUAUGGUUCUGGACCACCAGGAGCUGUACGCUCCUCUGGGAGACGAGCUCAGGGCCAAAGUGAGAGAGACGCUCCUGAAGCAGCACCACCAUCAGAAACAGAAGACUCUGGCCAACAGACUGCCCAUCGUCCGUUCACUCGCCGACAUGGGCCGCCGCGCAUCUGAGCUCCAACUCGACAAGAAUGGUCAGUUGUCGGCCUCACAGUUCCAGUUAGCGGCGCCUGAUGGGAAAGGUGAUGUCAGCCGAGAGAACAGCUGUCUGGAUCUGAGUAAGAUCCACUUCAUGAAGAAGAUUCCCGUUGGAGCAGAGGCCUGUAACGUUCUGGUGGGAGAGCUGGACUUUCUGAACAAACCUGUGGUGGCGUUUGUCCGGCUGUGCCCCGCUGUUCUCCUGGUGGGAAUGACCGAAGUCCCUAUUGCCACAAGGUUUAUUUUCAUUCUUCUGGGUCCAGCAGCGAGAGGAGCUCAGUAUCGGGAGAUUGGGCGGUCUAUUGGAACACUCAUGACAGAUGAGGUUUUCAGUGAUGUUGCCUAUAAAGCUAAAGACCGGAAUGACCUGAUCGCUGGGAUCGACGAGUUCCUUGACCAGGUGACAGUGCUGCCUCCAGGAGAAUGGGACCCCUCCAUACGAAUUGAGCCCCCCAAAAACGUCCCCUCUCAGGAAAAGAGAAAGAAAAGCAAUAUAUUAGCAAACGGAUUAGCAGAGGGAGAGGAAGAGCCAGACCACGGCCACGGGGGUCCUGAACUGCAGAGGACUGGGAGGUGGUUUGGGGGUCUGAUCCUGGACAUCAAGCGUAAGGUUCCUCACUAUCUCUCGGACUACACAGAUGCGUUCAGUCUGCAGUGCGUGGCCUCCUUCCUGUUCCUGUACUGUGCCUGCAUGUCCCCGGUCAUCACCUUCGGGGGCUUAUUGGGCGAAGCUACAGAAGGACGCAUAAGUGCCAUUGAGUCACUGUUUGGAGCGUCUCUCACUGGGAUCGCCUACUCCCUGUUUGCUGGGCAGCCCCUCACUAUCCUGGGCAGCACAGGGCCAGUGCUCGUCUUUGAGAAGAUAUUAUUCAAAUUCUGCAAAGAGUACGGUUUGUCCUAUCUAUCCCUGAGAACCUGCAUUGGCUUGUGGACGGCCUUCCUCUGCAUCAUCCUGGUUGCCACAGACGCCAGCUCCCUCGUGCGCUACAUCACCAGGUUCACAGAGGAAGCCUUCGCCUCCCUCAUCUGCAUCAUCUUCAUCUACGAGGCCCUGGAGAAACUCAUCCACCUCGGAGACCACUUCCCCUUUAACAAAAACAACAACCUGGACAAGCUCACAACGUACUCAUGUUCCUGUGUGGAGCCGACUGACCCGUCCAACGGCACCCUCAAGUACUGGGAGCUCAACAACAUCACAGCGUCAGAAAUCUACUGGGAGGCUCUGGAGGUCAAGAGCUGCCUCAAACACAGAGGCGAGUUUGUGGGCAGCGCGUGUGGACCCCACGGACCCUACGUGCCAGAUGUCCUCUUCUGGUGCGUGGUCCUCUUCUUCUCCACUGUCUUCAUGUCCUCCUUCCUCAAAGAGUUCAAGUUCAGCAACUACUUUCCCACCAAGGUGAGAUCCAUCAUCAGUGAUUUUGCAGUGUUCAUCACCAUCAUGACCAUGGUCCUGAUCGACUACGCUCUGGGGGUGCCCUCUCCUAAACUAAAAGUACCAAGUGUAUUCAAGCCCACCAGAGAUGAUCGAGGCUGGUUCAUAAACCCCAUUGGGCCUAACCCCUGGUGGACAGCUGUGGUCACUCUGAUCCCCGCUCUGCUCUGCACCAUCCUCAUCUUCAUGGACCAGCAGAUCACCGCAGUCAUCAUCAACAGGAAGGAGCACAAACUCAAGAAAGGCUGCGGGUACCACCUGGACCUGCUGAUGGUCGGCGUGAUGCUGGGCGUGUGCUCUCUGAUGGGGCUGCCCUGGUUCGUAGCGGCCACGGUCUUGUCCAUCACCCACGUCAACAGUCUGAAGCUGGAGUCGGAGUGUUCGGCCCCCGGGGAACAGCCCAAGUUUCUGGGCAUCAGAGAACAGCGCAUCACCGGCCUCAUGAUCUUUGUGCUCAUGGGCUGCUCCGUCUUCAUGACCUCCGUGCUCAAGUUCAUCCCUAUGCCGGUGCUGUAUGGAGUAUUUCUAUACAUGGGAGCGUCUUCUCUUAGAGGCAUCCAGUUUUUUGACCGCCUGACCCUGUUCGGGAUGCCAGCCAAGCACCAGCCUGACUUCAUUUAUCUUCGCCACGUUCCCCUGAGGAAAGUUCACCUCUUCACCAUCAUCCAACUGAGCUGCCUGGUCCUGCUGUGGACCAUCAAGACCUCCAGAGCCGCCAUCGUGUUUCCCAUGAUGGUUUUAGCGUUGGUGUUUAUCAGGAAGUUAAUGGACUGCAUCUUUACCAAGAGAGAGCUGAGCUGGCUGGACGACCUCAUGCCAGAGAGCAAGAAGAAAAAGCUGGAAGAUGCAGACGAGGAAGAGGAACAGAGCAUUUUGGCAGAAGAAGAUGGAGUUGUACAAGUACCUUUAGACGGCUACAAAGGAAUCCCUGUCAUCAACAUCACAGACGAGAUGUCCAAAGGCUCCUUCGGAAACACGUGGAACAGCUAAGAACAGAUGCUUUAAAGUCUCAAUAUUAUAUGUUUUCCUGACAGCUCCUGCGUACGACCAGACAGAGCACAGUGUUUGUAUGUGAAGUCUAAACGUGGUUCUGCGUAUGUCCCUGUACAGGUCCUGUGUUGAUGUGGGUUUAAACUUCACACUUUUUCAAUAAUUUCCAGAAAACUUGUGUUAAAUUAAACUAGCAAAAUGAACAAACUGUCUCCCUUAAAGGUGCACUGUGUAACUUUUCUGGUGGAGGAUCCAUCAAAUGCUUAUUGCUUUGUUUGGAAUGUUUCAUAGUAUGGAAAUGAGCCUUUUUAUCUUCAUGGAGACUAAACCAGACCAAGUUACAGGUCAGAUCUGUGGAGAGACAAAACCGCUGAAAAGCAUUUUUGAACUAUAAAACCACCUCUAAUUUAAUAAAUGUCAGGUAGAGCUGUUUAAUGUCAUACUGUGGAACAUUCCAGGCAGAGCAAAUGCGAUGGACCUCCAACCAAAAAGUGACAUAGAGCACCUUUAAGCUACAGCCACGCACAUUUUUAUUUAUUUAUUUAUUUUAUGUAAAUGUCUUGAAGUACUUGACAAUAUUGCACAAAUCUACAUACAUAUUUUUACUUUUCACAUGUAGUGUUUUAAAACGUGUGAUUGUAAAGUAUGACUGAAAGGAGCACUUUAGGUGUGAACUGGACGACACUAAACCAGAUGAACCAAAAGCAUUACGUUAAAGUAUUUGUAUAGAUAUUAUCAAAUGAGCGUAAUCACAGCUUUACACGCAAUAAUACGACCCGUGCUAUCUUCCCUGAUGUUGUAUUUUGUAUUACGUAAAUUUAAAGUAUUUAUUAUAUUUAUGUUAAGUGUAUAAUGU